Molecule: messenger RNA, 2304 nt
Organism: Dromiciops gliroides (monito del monte)
Lineage: Eukaryota; Metazoa; Chordata; Mammalia; Microbiotheria; Microbiotheriidae
Gene: LIPG
Product: lipase G, endothelial type
Exons: 10
Coding region: 361-1875 (504 amino acids)
Biological process (GO): lipid metabolic process
Molecular function (GO): protein binding; lipoprotein lipase activity
Source: RefSeq, a predicted model, not a curated record
UCAUCCCCUUGGCGGCUGAGGUUGUAGGCGAAUAUACAGUUCAAGAUCUUUCACUGUCGCCCUACACACACACACACACACACACACACACACACACACACACACACACACACACACUCUCACACACACUCACGAACUCACACACACACUCACGCACUCAUUCACUCCUUACUGGCCGGAUUCCCCUUUUUAUUUUUUUUUCCCACGAAUUUCUUGAUUUUUACCUCGUUAUCUCCUGGAGGAAGAAAAGGCGAAGUGUAGCUAAGGCUUGCAAAAGGAUUUCCUUCUUUUGCAGAAGAAAUAUCCCUACCUUUUUCCCCCCUCUUCCUUAGCAGGAGGGGCAGCGGCGGGGGGGAAGCGAUGAGAAGCUUCAUUUCUCUGCUUUGCCUCUGGAGUCUCUAUUGUUCUGCUGCCGCGGGAAACACAGACCCAGAUGGUCCAGAGGGGCUACUGAAAGAUAGAAACUUAACCGAGCAUCCCCAGUCCAAUACAGUGCAUCCUCCUGCUAAGCCCCCAGUACGGUUUAAUGUCAGAACCUCCAAAGACCCAGAGCACGAAGGCUGCUAUCUCUCCAGAGGCAGUGACCAACAUUUAAAAGACUGCGAUUUCAACACAACAGCAAAAACCUUUUUCAUCAUCCACGGAUGGACGAUGAGUGGUAUGUUUGAGAAUUGGUUGUUCAAGCUCGUGUCGGCCCUUCAGAUGAGAGAGAAAGAUGCUAAUGUAGUCGUGGUGGACUGGCUGCCAUUAGCCCAUCAGCUCUAUACAGAUGCUGUCAACAACACUAGGGAAGUGGGUUCUACAAUUGCCAAGAUGUUGGACUGGCUGCAGGAGAAGGAGCAUUUUUCUCUUGAGAAUGUUCACUUGAUUGGCUACAGUCUUGGAGCUCAUGUUGCUGGAUAUGCUGGAAAUUUUGUACAGGGGACAAUAGGAAGGAUCACAGGGUUGGAUCCAGCUGGCCCCAUGUUUGAAGGAACAGACAUCCACAAGCGGCUCUCCCCGGAUGAUGCGUACUUUGUGGACGUCCUCCACACAUACACCCGUUCCUUUGGCUUGAGUAUUGGCAUCCAGAUGCCCGUGGGCCACAUUGAUAUUUAUCCCAAUGGGGGUGACUAUCAGCCAGGCUGUGGGCUGAAUGAUGUCUUAGGAUCCAUUGCCUAUGGAACCAUCACAGAAGUGGUGAAAUGUGAGCAUGAGAGGGCUGUGCACCUCUUUGUGGACUCCCUGGUGAACCAGGACAAGCAGAGCUUUGCCUUCCAGUGCACGGACUCCAAUCGUUUUAAGAAAGGCAUCUGCCUGAGCUGCCGGAAAAACCGCUGCAACAGCAUUGGCUAUAAUGCCAAGAAAAUCCGGCACAAAAGAAACAGCAAGAUGUACCUAAAGACCCGAGCUGGCAUGCCUUUCAAAGUUUACCAUUAUCAGAUGAAAAUCCAUGUCUUCAGCUACAAGACCAUGGGAGAAACAGAGCCCUCGUUUUAUGUUACACUUUAUGGUACCAACACGGACUCCCAAUCUCUUCCUCUAGAGAUAGUGGAGCAGAUAGACUUAAAUUCCACCAACACCUUCCUGGUGUACACGGAAGAGGACAUGGGUGAUCUCUUGAAGAUCAAGCUCUCCUGGGAGGGCACACCUCAGUCCUGGUACAACCUGUGGAGAGAGCUGCGAAGCUACCUGUCAAAACCCCACCAGCCUGUGAGGGAGCUUCACAUUAGGCGCAUUCGGGUCAAAUCUGGGGAGACCCAGAAGAAACUGACUUUCUGUGCUGAAGAUCCUGAGCAAACCAGCAUCAGUCCUGGCAAAGACCUCUGGUUUACCAAGUGCCGAGAUGGCUGGAGAGUAAAAAAUCAGACCAGCUCUGCCAUGGAUCUGCUCUAAGGGUCCUUUUGGAAGUCUUGGCCCCAGACACCCACCGCCGUCCAACUACAUGGAGAAAGUUACUGCUGAGGAUCUACCCUGAGGGAAGGAUCUCCUCCUGGCUGCUAACAGGAGGGCACUUGAUGCUUGGGCUCAGGCCCCGCCUUUUCCCACGACUGCUAUAAUGGCAGACAGGAGGGGAACUCAUCCAUUACUGCAACUACCACUGAUACUUAGGCUAGCAUUAACCCUAACUGAAUGCUCAGUGAACCCCGAGUGGUGGCUGAGGCCCAAUUCUGUCUACUAGCUUAAUGUCUGUGUGCUUCUCAGCACUGGUUUGAAGUCCCUGGAGAAUGUCCAGCUGUGUUUUUUAGCCAAGGGAAAACUCAACCAUUGUGAAGUGACCCUUAAUGGAUGAGGCACAGUAAAGGACAUACACACCUACACCAA